CUGAGACUUCGUCCUCGACACGGCAUUGCUCUCAGAGAAAAAAAAAGAAGUAUCGCCGCGCCGACCCCGACCGAAUCUCACCGGCGGGCGGCAGCGAUGGCCUCCAAACUCUGGCGUCCUCUCAGAGUCCUCUUCCUCCUACUCCUCCUGCCGCUGUCUGCCUCGUGUACGGCGGCCGAGGACGACGCUGCGGUGGCGAGGUCGUCUUUCCACAUGGACGGCGACGUGGCCUGGGUGGUGCAGGUCAGUGACCUCCACAUCAGCGCCUACCACCCGGACCGGGCCGACGACCUCGUGCGCCUCCUCGGCCCUGCCCUUCGCGCCAUCCGCCCCCACCUCCUCAUAGUCUCCGGCGACAUCACCGAUGCAAAAAAUAGAAGAAAGACUACCUCCAGACAAGAUGAAGAUGAAUGGAUUACAUACAAGAAAACUAUUGAUGCAAUUGUUGAAAAAGGUGGUAUUGACAGGAGGAGAAUAUUUGAUAUAAGAGGCAAUCAUGAUACAUAUGGAGUUCCCUAUAGAGGAAGCAAAUUGGACUUCUUUUCAACUUACAGUGUUAGCUCACAGCUUGACCGGUUAAGGACCAUCAAUAGCAUAUUGCUUCAGGGAGAUAGAAGUUAUCUCUUCCUGGGAAUAGAUGAUACAAUGAGCGUUGGCAUUCGUUAUCCUUCUAAUUUAUUUGGCAAUCCUACUGAUAAGAGGAUAGAAGCAGUUAAUUCUGAACUACAAUACUGGACCAGUCACUCAAAUGUUCCGAUUACAAAAGUUGUAUUUGGACAUUUCCCUAUGUCAUUCACUAGUUCAUCUGAAGGAGGACAGCGGUACGAAAGUGUGUUCGCAAGACAGUCAAUUUCAGCAUACCUAUGUGGCCAUCUGCAUGCAAAAAUUAGUAAGCAUCUCUGGAGAUAUCAUCAAAUGAAAACAGAAGAGCGCUCUUCAAGUUUUUGGGAAUGGGAACUUGGAGACUGGAAAGAGUCCAGAUUGAUGAGGAUUUUAGCAAUAGAUAGAGGCACGGUCUCUUUUGUUGACCACGAGUUAAAACAGCCAGUUGAAACUUCAAUCUUAAUCACAUAUCCAGCAGAUUCAAGAAAUAUGAAUAUACUGGAAUUGGAAUCAAAGAAGGGAUCACUGAGAAAUGAUAUAAACGUACUUGUUUUCUCUGAAGAACUUAUUCUCAAUGUUAGUGCAAGAGUUUUUGAUUCUCAUAAUGAGUUCAAGAUAGUUGAAGACAUGGCUCUGCAACAUAUUUCGAGCUCUUCUGUUUACAAACCAUUGUUCCAUGCCAAAUGGAGUGCUGAAAAUUACAGAAGUCCAUAUCCCACUCGCUACUGGUUGCAAGUGUUUGUGCUGGAUUCUCAUGGUAAGAAGACACUAAGUGAGCGAAGACCAUUUUCAGUUGAGGGUAAGAUGGCAAUUCCAUACCGCCCCUGGCUCAACCGUUUGAUGUUUGAAGUUGAAUGGGAAGCCAUGUAUAAAGUUCUUCUGUGGAUUAAUUUGGCCUUCACCCUUAUUUUGCUGUUCAUUCCCAAAAUGUUGUACCACGUUUUUAAAAGGAGUUCAUCAUACCAAAGGUGGGCUUUGUCAGUUAUAGCAUCCCCUGUCCAGCAGAGAAACACUUGCUUUUGGUUGGUAUGGUUUUUAAUGGAGGGUUCAAGCAGUAAAAUGCUCUGGUUUUCUUUAACCCUGUAUGUAUUUUGGAUCUCUCAAAUGCCAUGGUUUUGGGGUCAUGCAACAUCUGAAAAUGGAGAAAUUGCUCAAAUGUAUUUAUCUGGAUGGAGCGUACCUUCUUCUGGUAUGAGCUGGACGAACUACAACCCUGAUGUGAUGGUGAUCACCCUGCCUUUCCUAUACCUGGUGGUUGUCCCUGUAGUGGUCUUGGUGUAUGGCUUGUUUGCAGAACGGUCUGCUGCUUAUUUACGGCAGCACAGAACAAGAGCAGAAGGCAGAGUUAAUCCAUCUGAUACGACCAGUGAGUCAGCAAGCUUUGUGCCAGGUUCUCCUGAUCCAGGAUCUUUAAUGAAGUUAUCUUACAAGAACAAGAUCAAGUUCAUGUUGAGGAAGUUUUGUGGUGGGUGGACAAGAAGGUUAAUUCUGCUAGCAUGCUUGAUUACAGCUGCGAUACAUUUGAAGCUUUCUUCGAUGCUAAUGUCAGCCUAUGGAUCAACACCAGUGGUCUUGUCUCCUCCAUUAACAUGGUUGCCACUGUUACUAUUAAGCGUUUCUGCCUACUGUACCAUGGCCCCUGUAGAUUACACCAUAGAACCCAGAACUGUACAUUCGUGAAGCACACUAAUGUCUUUUGGUACUUUCUCCUGUUGUACAUCAGAGCCCCAUAGGGGUACACUUCUACCAUCAAAUAUAUUAUGGAGUGGGUACACCAAAAAUACCCAGGAGAACAUGGGUCUAGUUAGACCUGAUUUUCAAAGAAUAUCAAAAAUCGUAUUUCAAAGUUUCAGAA
Molecule: messenger RNA, 2458 nt
Organism: Lolium perenne
Lineage: Eukaryota; Viridiplantae; Streptophyta; Magnoliopsida; Poales; Poaceae
Product: putative metallophosphoesterase At3g03305
Molecular function (GO): hydrolase activity
Source: RefSeq, a predicted model, not a curated record